Molecule: messenger RNA, 1977 nt
Organism: Loa loa (African eye worm)
Lineage: Eukaryota; Metazoa; Nematoda; Chromadorea; Rhabditida; Onchocercidae
Product: RasGEF domain-containing protein
Exons: 15
Coding region: 1-1977 (658 amino acids)
Biological process (GO): Ras protein signal transduction; positive regulation of GTPase activity
Cellular component (GO): plasma membrane
Molecular function (GO): guanyl-nucleotide exchange factor activity; calcium ion binding
Source: RefSeq, a predicted model, not a curated record
AUGACAACAUCUACAGUUAGCCAUGAUACACCUCUUACUGUACCUCAACUCGUCCAAAUUUGUAUCACAUUUUUCGAUGGUGACGAGAAUGUAGAAAAAGAUUCUCUUCCAUGGGCACUGUUUCAUGUUCAUGAAUGGUUUGUGAACAGUUGUGAACUGAUGGCGCAUUUUAUAUCAGUUUUCAUAGAUGCGGUAAACGAUAAUAGUACGCGUUUACGGAUAUGUCGAGCAGUAGGAUACUGGAUUCGGAUAUGUCCAACACAUUUCGAUGCAUCUUUAUGUAAGCUUGUUGAACGCCUCAAAUUGCUAGCUGUAUCGAAAAAUGUCCCGAAUUCUGCCGCACUUCUUGACCUCUCAUCAUUGCCUUCCUAUUCAUGGCUUCGAAAUGUCUCCGUUAGAAAUCCUGUCAGCCGCCAAUGUUCGUUAUCAUUUGAUCAGUGGACUCCUGAAGAGAUUGCUGUGUCAUUGAGUCAUAUUGAUUAUAAAGCAUUAUUCAAGAUUCCAAUCAGUGAGCUGAAGCAGUACUGUGUAGAUGGCAGUCUCUCACGUACUCCCCUCUUAGAGAGGUCUAUUUCAAUUUUCAAUAGUAUAUCAAACUGGGUACAGUGUAUGAUUUUGAGUAAAGGAACACCUGUUGAACGUGCUGAAAUGAUUACUAAAUUCACUCAUGUGGCGAAGUGCCUCAGACGAAUGAAUAAUUUCAAUACUUUAAUGGCUGUUAUUGGUGGCGUAACGCAUAGUAACAUUGCUCGAUUAUCAAAAACGUCAUCUGCUUUGUCAAGUGAAUUGAGAAAGGAACUUAAUCAUUUCACGCAACUUCUCUCUUCAACUUCAAACUUUGCCUGUUAUCGCAAAACAUUGCAUGAGAGUUCAGGAUCUUUCUGCAUUCCAAUUAUGGGUGUCCAUUUGAAAGAUCUGAUAAGUUUGCUGAUAAAAAAUCAGGACUCGGAACAUCACUGCCUUGUUUCAUGCCGAAAAAUUCCAUAUUUAGCGGUUCAUUUAUCGUAUUUUGUCAAUUUUAAUCGUACUCCUCACAAUUUUCCCGAUGCUAAUAUUGAUCUCAUUGAUACGCUCAAGGUUUCAUUGGAUAUCAGGUAUAAUGAAGAUGAUAUUUAUUGCCUUUCUCUAAAACAUGAACCCCGUACACUUCUUAGCUUUCAAAGUUCAACAAAAUCGGUAUUAUUUGCGGACUGGGCAUCAGGUGUGAGUAGUACAUUGGAUUCAGAAAUUGUUAACAAACAUAUUACUGCAAUGGUAGAAGCUGUGUUUAAAAAUUAUGAUUACAAUAAGGAUGGUUCCAUUUCCCAAAGUGAAUUUCAACAAAUUUCAACCAAUUUUCCAUUCAUCGCUCCUUUUGGAGCUAUCGAUACUGAUAAAGAUGGAGUUAUUAGUAAAUCUGAAAUGAACGCUUAUUUCAUCAAAAUUUGCAAGCAGUCGAUAGAUUUCCGUCGUGAAUUUCAGCAUAAUUUUCAUGAAGCAACUUUUCUUACACCUGCAAUAUGUGCUCAUUGUGAUAAAUUAUUAUGGGGUAUAAUUCGACAAGGUUUCAAAUGUCAUGAUUGUGGACUUACUGUACAUCGAAUCUGUAGAGGCAGUGUCGUUGUAGAAUGUCGUCGAACCAAUAGCUGGAAAACUACAGUAACGGAAUCAGCAAGAACGAGCCGAAAACUUUUACCUGGCAUCAAAUCAAUUUCCCGGUUACGAACAACUAGUGUCACAUCAGAACGUGAUCGAACAGAUGAUACGACUACAGAAUGCUUCGCAUCUGCAGCAUGCAAAAUGUUGCUGCAUCUACGACCACAUUCGAACAAGAAUCGUGCUCGUUCUGAUGUAGGCUGUUAUUAUCAGAUAGCAUGUUCUCCUGAAUCGCCAAAUACAGAUGUUGCGCCAUCUUUGGCAUGCGAAGAAGUAUUCGAAGAUGAAUCCUUAUGCAUAUCACUUUCCAGGAUGAAUGAUUCCAGUAAUACUUUGCAGUGA